Messenger RNA from Acanthamoeba castellanii str. Neff, 192 nucleotides. RefSeq lists its product as uncharacterized. The record is from RefSeq and is a predicted model, not a curated record. Bases 1 to 192 code for a protein of 63 amino acids. NCBI's taxonomy places the organism in Eukaryota, Discosea, Longamoebia, Acanthamoebidae. The transcript has 2 exons.
AUGUUCUUUACCUUUGGGUAUUGUUCUCCUGAGUGUGUCAAGGCCAUACAUGGAGUGGGCAACAUGUACACAGCAAGCACCAUCUUGAUCAAGUUCCUCAUGGACAUCAGCCUGCUUGGGGAGCAGACCAAAAGCACCAAGCUGGCCAACUCUUUGGGGGAGCUGAUGGCCAAGAAUGGCAGACACCAAUGA